AUGAAUGGUCUUCGUCCAUCGUUAUCAAUUGAAACACGGAGAAAUUACCCUAAAACAACACAAGAAUUUUUAUCUCAAGCUAAAAUUGCUGAAGAUCUUACAUCAUUAAAUACUACUUUUAUUAAUCAAUCUAUGAUUCAUGAUGAUUCACAUCCAUCUAUUUCAUCAUCUUAUUCUAAUUCAACUAAUUAUACAUCAACAAAUGAAUUUAAUGAUUAUAAUACAAAUUCUAUGGUUAACAAUGAUUAUUAUAAUAAUAGCUAUUCGUACGAUAAUAAUUAUUCAUACGAUAACAAUUAUUCACCUGAUAAUAAUAAUAAUAAUCAACAUCAUUAUUUAAACCGGAUUUUUAAACCAUCUUCUUCUAAUUCGUAUGAUAGAAAUCAAUCUUCAACUUCACUUCGUCAAUCAUUUAAUGGUAAACCAUCAUCAAAUCUUUCUUCAUCAUCCUUUAACAAUAAAACAUAUCGAAAUAAUAAUCCUAAACAACCACAACCAUUUCAACGUUGUUCAAUUUGUGGUGCUUUAGAUCAUAUAGCUCGUCAUUGUCACCGUUUCGGAAAGCGAAGUCAAUGA
Rotaria sp. Silwood1 is the source of this 576-nucleotide messenger RNA. The record is from the annotation of a GenBank genome assembly. Lineage: Eukaryota; Metazoa; Rotifera; Eurotatoria; Philodinida; Philodinidae.